Molecule: messenger RNA, 915 nt
Organism: Micropterus salmoides (largemouth bass)
Lineage: Eukaryota; Metazoa; Chordata; Actinopteri; Centrarchiformes; Centrarchidae
Product: glypican-5-like
Exons: 2
Coding region: 362-712 (116 amino acids)
Biological process (GO): regulation of protein localization to membrane; cell migration; positive regulation of canonical Wnt signaling pathway
Cellular component (GO): extracellular region; plasma membrane; cell surface
Source: RefSeq, a predicted model, not a curated record
AUGCAGUGAGUUUUAGUUGGGGCACUUAGCUGAAGUAAACAGAAAGGGAGGGGAGUGUGCGCAAAGCUUUGGGAAGGGGCAUGCAUGCAGACAACCGAUCACUGCAAAGUGCUGAGCGCGGUACAGACUGGCUGUAGCCCACACCACUCUUUCCUCUGUCCAAGAGAAGACCCCAAACCUCUGCUGUGAGGCGCUCACACUCAUCACAAUAAUGUGAAAAUCAGACGGAAACGUUUGUCAGAUGUUCAAACUCAUCGUCGCUUCAUUGUACUUCAGUGCCGUCCUUUUUCAACACUGUCACACAGUUUGCAGUCAGACUACUGUAGGCUAUCCACGAGGCUACCUGGUGUGAGAUGCGGCAAUGUCCCGAGGAAUAUGCCCACGCGUAAACUCCUGCGGAUCCUUUUGGAUAUUGUCAGCGGUCGUAUUUGCGGUGAGUGUGAUCGACGCGGACGCAUACAGCUGUCAUGAAGUGAGGACCGCUUUCCAGCUGCGGCAGGUCGGACCGCUGAACCGCGUUCCGGAGACACCUGGCACAGAUGUGGAUCUAUUGGUUUGUAAGCACCAGGGUCCGUCCUGCUGCACCCGGAAGAUGGAGGAGAGCUACCAAUUUGCUGUGAAAAGAGAAACCCUCCAUAACAUUCACUCCUACAGCUAUGAGCUUGAGCACCUCAUCUCUGGCCACUUGGAUGCCUUUCAGGGUAAGUGCUAGGACAAAGGGUAGCUUUAAGCUUAGGUUAGAAGGGAUUGGCCUGAGACACUGUGUUGGUGUUUAUGGAUAGGAAAGAGAUGUUACAUCUCUACCAUUGCAUGAGACCUUAUAUGUCUGAAUGCUUCUACAAAGUAUUAAAUUUAAAAACUUGACCCAGCUUUAAGCUGACGUGAAACUAACCUAUUGCACAUUAUUUAAAUCCA